This is a messenger RNA of Cuculus canorus (common cuckoo), 2901 nucleotides long. RefSeq names its product mucolipin TRP cation channel 2 (gene MCOLN2). Bases 36 to 1712 code for a protein of 558 amino acids. The record is from RefSeq and is a predicted model, not a curated record. Gene Ontology annotation, cellular component: plasma membrane; lysosomal membrane. The transcript has 14 exons. Gene Ontology annotation, molecular function: NAADP-sensitive calcium-release channel activity. Lineage: Eukaryota; Metazoa; Chordata; Aves; Cuculiformes; Cuculidae.
UUUGUCCCCCGGUCCGUACCGCCGCCGCUGAGGCGAUGGAGCUGUGCCUGCAGGCGCUGCCCGGGGCCGCCCCCCCGCGGCGGGUCUCCCGCCAGAGGAAUAGGAUGGCUCAGUCCGAUUUGGAUCUAAAAGAGACGGCUCUGAAAGAAGAUUUGAAGUUUUACUUCAUGAACCCAUGUGAAAAAUACAGAGCAAGACGUCAGAUACCGUGGAAACUGGCUUUGCAGAUUCUGAAGAUACUGAUGGUUACUACACAGCUUAUUUUUUUUGGGUUGAGUAACCAGUUGGUGGUCUCAUUCAAAGAGGAAAACACCAUUGCUUUUAAACACCUAUUCCUGAAAGGCUAUUCUGGAGUUGAUGAAGAUGACUACAGCUGCAGUAUAUACACACAACAGGAUGCUUAUGAUAGCAUUUUUUAUGUUAUUAAUCAGUACAAGCAAUUAAAGAACAUAUCUCUGGGGACGCUCGGUUAUGACCAUGAAGGAUCAGGUUUAAAAAUCUGUAAACAACAGUACAAGAAAGGCACAAUGCUUCCUGCCAACGAUACGCUGAACAUAGAUGUUUCUACUGAAACAGAAUGUAUCUUUUUUAAGCCGCAGGAGCUAGCUGGUAAGAAGGCUGAACUGAAGCUGAACUCGUCUUUUUUCAAUCUUGAAUUUUACAGACUUAUACAGGUUGAAAUCUCCUUCAAGCUGAAAGGCAUCGCUCUCCAGACAAUCCAUGCCCGUGAACUGCCUGACUGCUAUGCGUUUCAAAAUACUAUAACUUUCAACAAUAGAGCCCAUAGUGGAAAAAUCAAAAUCUAUUUUGAUAGUGACACUGAUAUUCAAGAAUGUAAAGACUGGCACGUAUUUGGCUCUGUUCUUCAGAAAAACACUCAGUACAUUCUAGUCUUUGAUGGAUUCGUCAUUUUAAGUUGUGUGGCUUCUCUCAUCCUCUGCACACGAUCCAUUGUUCUUGCCUUGAGACUACAAAAAAGAUUUGUGAACUUCUUCUUGGAGAAAUAUAAGCGUCGCGUCUGUCAUGCUGAUCGCCUGGAGUUCAUAAAUGGAUGGUAUGUCCUGGUAAUCAUCAGUGAUGUGAUGACAAUCAUUGGGUCAAUCCUGAAAAUGGAAAUAAAAGCCAAGAACCUCACGAGUUAUGAUGUCUGCAGCAUUUUACUUGGAACAUCAACUUUGUUUGUCUGGGUCGGAGUCAUCAGAUACCUGGGAUAUUUUCAAACCUACAACGUGCUCAUUUUAACUAUGCAGGCAUCAUUGCCCAAAGUGCUGAGGUUUUGCUGUUGUGCUGGGAUGAUUUAUCUUGGCUAUACUUUCUGUGGUUGGAUUGUCCUGGGACCUUAUCAUGAAAAGUUUGAAGAUCUGAACACGGUGGCUGAGUGUCUGUUUUCUUUGGUCAACGGUGACGAUAUGUUCGCAACAUUUGCUCAAAUCCAGCAGAAGAGCACGCUGGUGUGGGUGUUCAGCCGGUUGUAUCUGUACUCCUUCAUUAGUCUGUUUAUAUACAUGAUCCUCAGCCUUUUUAUUGCCCUCAUUACUGACUCCUAUGACACAAUAAAGAAAUACCAACAAGGUGGAUUUCCAGUAACAGAUCUACAUGAAUUCCUAAAAGACCAUGGCAGUAUUGGUUACAGAAAAGAACGGACUUCCAUGCCAUUCAUCUGCUGCUGUCAGAGACAAGAGAGUGAUGACAACUUGAUUCUUAUCAAUUGAUGACACACGUUGAAAUCUGCCACUAAUAUAUGCAAGGAAAGCGUAGUUGAAUGGAGAAGAAGAAUUCUCCACGUCGCAAUGAAGCCCACUUUCUGGACCUGCCGCGCUGUGAACAGAGUGAUCUUGCCUAAUUAAAGUGUUGUAGGAGGAGGAGCUGCUAAUGUGACAUCAGCUGGCUGACCAAGAGGACAGCCCAGAAGCUGCGUCUGGAGGGAUGGCUGAGAAGAACUCUGUAUUCUUGCCACAAGCUCCGGUCCUGGAGCAGUGUCCACGGGAGCUCUGUUUGCAAAUCACUUCUAGGAGGAAAAAAAGUGGCCCUGAGCCAACAGUUGUUAUUAAUAAGAAAAAGAUAUCCAUGACAAUAAUGUUUUAAAAUAAUUCCUUGUUAAAAAGUAUUAAAACAUAUUCGAGGAGAAAGGAAGGAACUUUUCACUUGAAGUGAUGCAUCCAGCAUUGGGACUGUAAUUUCUACUUGGCACAAUUUGUUCCUUUGAAAUAAAUUAAUGUAAACCCCAGUGCUGCACAGAAGUGCAAAUUAAUUGCUGUUAUCCCUCUUGUAUAUCAUUUUAACACAAAGCAUUUAUAGAUCACAAUCUUCUCUUUACCAGCUUUGCCAAAACCAAAAGUGGUUUGUUGGUUUUUUGGGCUUUCAGUCUUUUAUAUCCCCAAUAUUUGAUGUGUAUUGUGUCUAAAUUAAACUCAUGCUUCCUUUUGCAUGGUUGGGGAUCUAGGUAGCAAGCAGCAUGCGAUGGAUGAUGGAAAGAUGAUUGCUUUUUUUUUAAGUAUUGCACUGUUGUGUUGCCAUAACCUAGAGGACAAAUUCAGGCAUUAAUGAUGCCCUCUUCUGAGGUCUGGUGCCUCACUUCCCUAAAGCAGGUGAGGUCCAUCGCGUUCCUUUGGCCCAGUGACCCACGGUGCAGGAGCCCCUAAGCUCUGACUCAAAGCUUCUUUCCAGUUUAGUAGGACAUUGAGUGUGAACUAGUAAAGCCACUGAUCGAUUGAUAAAUCAUUGAUAAAUACCUGUUUGUGAGAGAAUCCUCAACGAAUGAGGGAAAGUGUUAUCAACCAAAGGAAUGUAGAAAAUACUGAUAAUUUGUACUGAUUUUGUGACUUCAUUUUUAUAAUAGAACCACAAAGCUUUCUUGCCUAGUAUUGAUUUUUGGUUUUAAAUCAUACGUGCUUCUUGCUC